Brassica rapa (field mustard) is the source of this 1792-nucleotide messenger RNA. Its product is annotated as CLAVATA3/ESR (CLE)-related protein 2. The record is from RefSeq and is a predicted model, not a curated record. Lineage: Eukaryota; Viridiplantae; Streptophyta; Magnoliopsida; Brassicales; Brassicaceae.
GUUUAUGCAUAAAAUAAAGAUUGUUAAAAAUAAAGGACUAUUAUGUAAAUAAAAAAAGUUUGACAUCAAAAUGAGGUUGUGAAUAGUGUUCCCUCAAAUUUGAGGGAAUACUGUUCAUAUUCUCAUUUUUUUCCUCAAAAUGAAGUAUCAUUGGAGAUAUAUUUCCCUCAUUUUUUGAUGUUUUUCCUCAUUUUGAUGCACCAUUGGAGAUGCUCUCAGAAAAAGACCACCUAACAAAUCAAAGAGUAUAAAAAUGGAUCGCACAUGAGCCUAUAAAGGGCUUGGCCCUUGCACAAUAAGUAAUUUACUACGGUGUCGAUCGUAUUAAAUAUGUGUACUAUACCGUAAUGCGACGAUCUUUAUCAAAUUUCUAUACUAUUCAAAGCACCAGCUUACAAUUUUCGAGUCGCAAGAGUCACCUGCUAAGAUGGUAACAGGUGAAAUAUGAUUUUGUAGAUGUUUUUUGGUAAAACCAAGGCAACAAGAAAAAUGAAUACUUAAUUUGAAUUUCGGUUUGGCUUUUGGGAUAUUGAUUUUUGGUGACAUCUAUUAUAAUUUACUUUUGUUUGCUUGGCUUUUGGCAUAACUAUAUUAAAUCUAAUGUACAAUUCUGUGAAUUUUGAAUGAUAUGGUUGAUAAUCAGAUUCUUUUAAAACAGAAAGAACUAAUGUCAAUGCUCAAAUUUUAAACGGAAGGUUUUUUUAUUUAACUAUUUAGAUGAAAAUAAUAAUAAACAGUGAAAACAAAAACAACUAAAAUAGUAGUGAAUAUAUAUUUUUUUGGCCUAAAGUUGUGAAUAUUUUUCUAAAAUAGAAAAUAAGAACAAACCUGAUGACAAAACAAAAACAAAAGAAAAACAAACCUAUUAAUAUUUGUAACAUUACUAAAUAGAAUUUUUUUUAUCAACGUAAUAAAAAUAAAACUUAAUUCUAAAUAACAUAAUAAAUUAAUAGAAUUAAAAUUUAAAUGUCAAAAUAUAUAUUUUAUAUCGCCUACAUUUAUAUACUAAAUAAUAUUUAUAUUAUAGAGUUUACAUAUAAAUAACUAUAUUACUAUACAUCAUUUUAAUAUAAUUAACCGAGUUUUCAAAUUUUCAGUUUAUUUGGUUUAAUCAUGUAUAACCAAACCAUACAUGUCUACUACAAUUUCUAAAACUAUAAUCCUGUUCGGUAUUAUCAUAAUCAAACCAUAUUCUCUAUUUCGGUCUGGUUUGGUUUGGUUUUGCAUAUUCUCCAUGUCAAAAAAAAAAAAAACUUAAUUCGUCGGUGACGACGCACGCUUGCACUUCCCAUAAGCACUCAAGCCGUAAGCUAGGUCAACCUAUCUUCACUACCACUACUAGGAAGUUAGGAACCCUUCUCUAUAAGUAGAAACUCUCCUGAGAUCUCUUCUUUCCUCAUAUACACACCACAUUAACUACUUCACAAUUGCUUGUCUCUCCCUUUCUAUUAUCUUUAAUUUCUAUAUAUAGAAACUAGGUGCAAUAAUUUGUAAUUUUAAUGACUAAGUUAAGCAUCUCGUUUUGCUUCGUCUUGUUUCUUCUGCUAGCCUCAGUUGUCACCGGAAGCCGCCCUCUUGAGAAGACUCCCGUCGGGGUAAGGGUAAGAGAGUUAAGCACAUCUAGUGAGGCGACCACCUCGACUGUAGCAGAUGGUCAAGCUACAGGGGGCAGUGGCAGCCAGGAAAAAUCUCCGGAGAGGUUAAGCCCAGGAGGAUCCGACCCGCAGCAUCAUUAGGGUUACCUUUAUAAUUGAGAGUUGCUCUCAGUUUCUUCCACAUAUGAAUUUCUUAU